AGAAAACACCGGUGCUGCUGGUCUGGGAUACGGUCUGCUCUUCUCUGGGCUAGACAUCACAUCAUUAGCAAAGUCUACGUGCUUCAUACCUGAUUCAUUCAGACAAAAUGUCAACUACGACUGGUGGUGGAGAGUUUGGCAACCCUCUCCGAAAGUUUAAGCUCGUUUUCUUGGGUGAACAAAGUGUUGGGAAGACUUCACUCAUUACCAGGUUCAUGUAUGACAGUUUCGACAACACUUACCAGGCAACCAUUGGAAUUGACUUUUUGUCAAAAACUAUGUAUCUUGAAGACCGCACGGUCCGGCUCCAGCUUUGGGAUACUGCUGGACAGGAACGUUUCCGUAGCCUAAUUCCCAGCUACAUCCGUGACUCUACCAUUGCUGUGGUUGUUUAUGACAUCACCAAUCUGAAUUCGUUUCAACAAACCUCAAAGUGGAUUGAUGACGUGAGGACAGAACGAGGAAGUGAUGUCAUCAUAAUGCUUGUUGGAAACAAAACAGACUUGGCAGAUAAGAGGCAAGUUUCUGUUGAGGCGGCAGAGAGGAAAGCUCGUGAGCUCAAUGUGAUGUACAUAGAGACCAGUGCCAAGGCUGGCUAUAACGUCAAGCAGUUGUUUCGCCGUGUUGCUGCUGCACUGCCUGGGAUGGAUAGCACACCAGAAAAAAGCAAAGAAGACAUGAUCGACAUAAAAUUGGAGAAACAGCCAGAGAUGACUGUCACGGAGAGCAGUUGCUCAUGCUAGUACGCCUACCCACUCUCCGCGCGUCUUUUCCCACCAACAGCUUGUCUCUCAGUGGCCACUCUCUCCACCCUUUGGCACACUGCCAAUGGGAUGGAUCUGUCUUUCCCUUUUUAAACUCAGUGACUUUUCAGAGUUGCAAUGUGGAUGUGUAUUGAAACGGAAUAUCACAUGGGUAAAACAUUUAAGCAAAGUUACAUUUGUUCUGAUUCAUACAGUUGCAUGGCAUAAUAUAGGACGAACAUUGCAAUCUGCUUAUGGGUUACUGCACAGUUGAAAAUCCCAGUGCUGUUACACUUGCUAUGUUGUCAAGUAAAAUGCUUGGAAUUAUUUAAGAAGAAUUUUAGAACGAUACAUAUUUUUAAGCAUUUAGUUGCAGAUAAGUUAUUUCUUAUAGACUUCACUUUAAAUGCAAAUGGAUUUCAUAAAGGAUGUGCUUUUUGAAAUUGUUAUAUUAGGUUUAACAUUUCCUUUCCAAACAAACAUUGGUUUAAAAAAUUGUUUUUUACAUAAACUGCCAAAUAGUUACAUGCUUCAACCUUUUAUAUGGC
Boleophthalmus pectinirostris (great blue-spotted mudskipper) is the source of this 1291-nucleotide messenger RNA. RefSeq names its product ras-related protein Rab-6A-like. The transcript has 8 exons. NCBI's taxonomy places the organism in Eukaryota, Metazoa, Chordata, Actinopteri, Gobiiformes, Gobiidae. The coding region runs from base 108 to 743 and encodes 211 amino acids. Gene Ontology annotation, molecular function: GTPase activity; GTP binding. The record is from RefSeq and is a predicted model, not a curated record.